Messenger RNA from Nerophis ophidion (straightnose pipefish), 1754 nucleotides. Its product is annotated as phosphatidate phosphatase LPIN2-like. The transcript is spliced from 8 exons. Lineage: Eukaryota; Metazoa; Chordata; Actinopteri; Syngnathiformes; Syngnathidae. Gene Ontology annotation, cellular component: nucleus; endoplasmic reticulum membrane; cytosol. The coding region runs from base 176 to 1516 and encodes 446 amino acids. Gene Ontology annotation, molecular function: phosphatidate phosphatase activity; transcription coactivator activity. The record is from RefSeq and is a predicted model, not a curated record. Gene Ontology annotation, biological process: positive regulation of transcription by RNA polymerase II; cellular response to insulin stimulus; fatty acid catabolic process.
AAGCACCACACUGGGUUUCAUGGCGGAUCUGCCUGGACAGGAAGAAGCUGAAGUUUACGUUCAUGGACCACUUUAAUCACCUUUCUUGGUGAAGAUCCUCGCGUCGCACCUGGUUUUCCUGUUCGGUGCGACUCAGAAGCACAAAGGUGUGUUGUGUACCUGACAAGUGGGCACCAUGAACUACGUGGGCCAGCUGGCAGGCCAAGUUCUGGUGACGGUGAAGGAGCUCUACAAGGGGAUCAACCAAGCCACGCUGUCAGGUUGCAUUGACGUCAUCGUGGUCCGACAGCCCGACGGAACAUUCCAGUGCUCCCCUUUCCAUGUCCGCUUUGGCAAACUGGGAGUCCUUCGCUCCAGGGAGAAAGCGAUCGACAUCGAAAUUAAUGGAGAACCGGUGGAGUUGCAAAUGAAACUUGGAGACAACGGUGAGGCUUUUUUUGUCCAGGAGACCGAACAAGACCACGAGGUAGUCCCUGCGCGCCUGGCGACCUCGCCCAUUCACGCGGACGACGUUCCCGUGAAAAUCCAAGAAACCGGAAGUAGUGGAACAACAACAGAGAGCGGUCCGUGUCUGAAGGUUCUGGAAGAGCAACCUCGCCCGAAUGUGUGGGGGAAGAAGAGGAAGAGGAGAAGGAGGAAGCACAAAGCUGCCACCCGCAAGGAGCAGAAAAACCUGCCAGAAGGAAGCAAGCUGAAACUCUGCGGGCUUAGUUCAGAUGAGGAGAACAACUUCCACUGGUCCUGCUCGAGUUCAAUGAUGAAAGACAAACCGAACAACUGUGGACAUUCCUCAUUCGCUGCCCUUGAGUGGGACAGCUACCCGUUUUCUGACGGGGACUGGGCUCCCUGUUCCGAGUGGGAGACGUCCGAGGCCACAUUGCCUAGCAGCGACUCUGAGCUGAUGGUGAAGCCCACGGAAAGUAUGCUCAGGAACGAGUCACACAUGCAGUGGACCUGGGGCGAGUUUCCACAAUCUAAGAGGGUAAAAAUGGUCAGCAAAAAGGAGAGGUCCGAGCCAGAAGUUCUGACCAUCACCCCAUCAGACAGCACACAUUUCAGAGUCAUCUCCAGCCAUGUGUCUCAGAAGGGCAAGCGAGCAGAAUCGUCGGACAUCGUUAGACCCGAACCACGCAAUGCCACAUCAUCUCAGGACACCUCCACACCUCAGCUCGGGCCAGAACUUUCAAUCUUUUCGCCCCAGCCAUGCACAGCUAAUUUCAACCUCUGGGAAAAAAACGGACGCAAGACCAGGUGGACGUCUUCUCCACCCGGCCGCAGGGACAGCCGAGAUUCAGACAGAACCUCAACCAAGUCCGCAGACGCCGCGGUCAAAAGAAAGAGUGUAAAGAAGAGGAGUCAACAUCAGGGCCCGGAAGAUAUUUACCUGGAUGACCUGAAUGUGCUCGAGCCCGAUGUUGCUGCUCUGUACUUCCCCAAAAGGUACCAUCAGCAACGUUUGAUUAAUUUCUUUCUUACUAUUCAAGUACUGGAACCUCACAGACAUACAGUUGUUUAAGUUAAAGUUAAAGUACCAAUGAUUGUCACACGCACACUAGGUGUCGCGAAAUUAUUCUCUGCAUUCGACCCAUCACCCUUGAUCACCCCCUGGGAGGUGAGGGGAGCAGUGGGCAGCAGCAGCGGUGGCCGCGCCCGGGAAUCUUUCUGGUGAUUUAAUCCCAAAUUCCAACUCUUGAUGCUGAGUGCCAAGUAGGGAGGUAAUGGGUCCCAUUUCAUAGUCUUUGGUAUGACUCGGC